This is a messenger RNA of Dicentrarchus labrax (European seabass), 2050 nucleotides long. It is a transcript of the gene parvaa, whose product is annotated as parvin, alpha a. The record is from RefSeq and is a predicted model, not a curated record. NCBI's taxonomy places the organism in Eukaryota, Metazoa, Chordata, Actinopteri, Moronidae. Gene Ontology annotation, molecular function: actin binding. The transcript has 13 exons. Gene Ontology annotation, cellular component: cytoplasm; actin cytoskeleton; focal adhesion. Bases 251 to 1369 code for a protein of 372 amino acids. Gene Ontology annotation, biological process: substrate adhesion-dependent cell spreading; establishment or maintenance of cell polarity; actin cytoskeleton organization.
GGCCAGCAGCUGACCGACCACCGUGGAGCUCCUCCACUCCCCGCGGUCUCCCAGCCCUCCUCCGCAGAGGAGGGGCCACUCACUCACUCCAGCCAACUUCGGGAGAAAAUGUCUGGAAUUCCGUUUCCGCUUUAGGGAGUGGACGGUGAUUUUUUUUGAUUUUUUACUUGACUUCCCAACCAACUUUCAUUUCCACGUCAACUCGGACAGUUUUGUGUGAACUGUCCCGGAUUAAAUUAUCGUUACGACGAUGGCUUCUUCGCCUCAGAAGUCUCCGUCCUCUCCGAAAUCUCCGACGCCCAAAUCCCCGUCUUCCAGAAAGAAAGAUGACUCUUUCCUGGGAAAACUUGGUGGAACUUUGGCAAGAAGGAAAAAGGCUAAAGAAGUGUCUGAGCUUCAGGAAGAGGGGAUAAAUGCCAUCAACCUUCCUCUCAGCCCUUCCCACUAUGAGCUGGACCCUGAGGACACCAUGCUAGAGGAGAAUGAAGUGCGCACCAUGGUGGACCCCAACUCCAAGAAUGACCGCAAACUGCAGGAGCUCAUGAAGGUGUUGAUCGACUGGAUAAAUGAUGUUCUUGUGGGGGAGAGGAUCAUUGUGAAGGAUCUGGCAGAAGAUCUGUAUGAUGGACAGGUCCUGCAGAAACUAUUUGAAAAGCUGGAAGGUGAGAAACUGAACGUGGCAGAGGUGACCCAGUCAGAGAUCGCCCAGAAACAGAAGCUGCAGACUGUUUUGGAACGGAUCAAUGACUCGCUUAAACUCUCCACCAGGAACAUCCGCUGGAAUGUUGACUCGGUUCAUGCUAAGAGUAUCGUUGCCAUCCUGCACCUGCUGGUGGCGCUGUCACAACACUUCAGAGCACCAAUCAGAUUGCCAGACCACGUUUCCAUUCAAGUAGUGGUCGUCCAGAAAAGAGAGGGCAUCCUUCAGUCCAGACAAAUCCAAGAGGAAAUCACUGGCAACACAGAGGCGUUCUCUGGCAGACAUGAGCGUGACGCUUUCGACACCCUGUUUGACCACGCUCCAGAUAAACUGAAUGUUGUCAAAAAGACAUUGAUCACAUUUGUGAACAAACACCUGAACAAGCUCAACCUAGAGGUGUCUGAAUUAGACACACAGUUUGCAGACGGUGUUUAUCUGGUGUUGCUGAUGGGGCUGUUGGAGGGAUACUUUGUGCCACUCUACAACUUCUUCCUCACACCAGAGAAUUUUGACCAAAAGGUCCACAACGUCUCCUUCUCUUUUGAACUGAUGCAGGAUGGAGGUCUGGAGAGACCAAAGCCCCGACCAGAGGAUAUAGUGAACUGUGACCUCAAAUCGACACUGCGCGUCCUCUACAACCUCUUCACCAGGUACCGGAACGUUGACUGAGCACCACGUAUAACAAGAGGGAACACUUUAUACUAUGGACCACAUGUUAAAGCUUAACAAUAUGUUUUUCCUUCUAUUUGUUGUAGAAAUCUAUUUUUAUCUGAAUGCAUGCAUCACAUUUUGUCCCUGUACCACACACAAAUCUUGUAUUUUUAUUUUAUUUUUAUUUCUGCAGAGACAUUUGGCUUGUGUGCCACAAAAUGCUUGAUUUUUAAAAAAUUGUAAAUUGGGCAUUGCUAUACAGUCCUACAGACAUCUAUGAACUAAAUAAGAUAGCCAUUAACUAUUAAUGUUUAGUUAUGUCAUAGAGGUAAUUUUGUAAUGAUUUCUGUCACCCUGCAUUGAAAGCAUGAAGGGGAGAUUGAACAACGCUUGUAUCUUUUAAUCCAGAAAAGAAAAAGUUGAACUGUAUUUAUUGUACAUUUUGAUACACUUGGUCUUACUUUUCCAAGCUAUUUCAUUUUCUUCUCUCUGCUCUUGAUUAUGUCAUUCAUACGUAAGUGCCUUUAUUUAAACAUGUGAACACCGUACACAGUCCCAGUACUUAAUAUCGGGAUGCAUGUGCUCCCCAGUUGUCUUAACGCUCCACAUUUCCUUUGCAUGUGUGGAGGAACAUUUGAAAUAUUUGACCAAAGCUCUGUUGUAUUCACACUGUAAAACACAUAAAGGCUUUACUCAGCA